Alosa sapidissima (American shad) is the source of this 5339-nucleotide messenger RNA. RefSeq names its product phosphodiesterase 4A, cAMP-specific (gene pde4a). Lineage: Eukaryota; Metazoa; Chordata; Actinopteri; Clupeiformes; Clupeidae. Gene Ontology annotation, biological process: signal transduction. The transcript is spliced from 17 exons. The record is from RefSeq and is a predicted model, not a curated record. Gene Ontology annotation, cellular component: cytosol; nucleus; perinuclear region of cytoplasm. Gene Ontology annotation, molecular function: 3',5'-cyclic-AMP phosphodiesterase activity. Bases 1188 to 3908 code for a protein of 906 amino acids.
CUCUCUUUCACCCUCUUUUUCUCUGCACUCGCUCGCCCGCCUGCUCCGAUUCUCUGCAUUCUUACCCAUAUUGCGCAACCGCCUUUGGUCUUUUGCUCGAGUCGAUCAGUCUUCCUGUUGCCACGAGAGGAGCUCUGUCAGUACUUAGAUAAGAGGGGGAUAGAGAGCCAGGGAUAGAGAGAAGGAGAGAGAGGGAAAGCUGCAGAGAAAGAGAGAGACAGAGGGAGAGAAGAACUUGACUGUUGAAGAACUUUAUAUGUGUGACACCAAAAGUUGUGUGGAAACCAAGACACGGGAGACUUGAGUCUGCAAGAGAGCGAGCCCGCGCGAGAGAGGAACUUGCGUAUUGCAGAGGAAAACCGUAAACAACUUUUUUCUUCCGUAAGAAGACCAGAAAAAGGACCUGCUCAGAAGCAAAGAACAGUAAGAGAAAGAAGCACGCUGAAAACAAGAAAGAGAGAGAGAGGGAGAGGGGGAGGGGGAGAGAGAGCCAUGCCUAAGGGUUCACAGUUGACUGUCCAAAAGGUGUGAACAGAAACACAGAAACAGACUUGUGUGUACGUGAGGCUCUGAGGAAAAGGAGAAGCUGCUGGUUGUGGGACGUCCCUGUGUGUUUAUAUGUGUGUGUUUGUGUGUAGUCAAAGACGGCCUCUAUAUACACACACACACACACGCAGGACACACACACAUACCCAUGACACACACACACACACAGCCAGAUACUCCCCUGCCAGCCUUUACAAGAGCAACGGACAAACACAGCACCAAACUGCCGUGGGAGCUGCAUGGUCACGAUCUAAACGAUGAUAAGAACUCGUCUGUCGCAGAGACGUCAAAGAACCAGUGGCACACUCUGGCUGCAGGAUUAAGGGCCAGUUGAGGAGGAGACCUCGGGGCUGGAGGGACCAGAGCGGGAGGUGUGGAUAGGGACCAGGGCGACUGCUUAAAGGACCGCUGCUGUCUGGGACAGGAAGACACAGGCACUGGGGAGGUGGGACACAGGAGAUUUCCUCAGUGGAGGCCCCGACGGAAGGCCCGAGUGACGGCAGAGCGAGCGUUUCACUAAAAGUGCUGGAGUGGGUGAAAAGCUCACGGUGCGAAAGGCGAUACAAACUAAGUUGACAGGAGACCACUUACCCCAGACAGACUCUCUCUCUCUCUCACACGCACAGCCUGUCUGCGCUGUGAUGGCACAGAAGAAACUGAUGUGGCAGAUUGGAGCGGAGGAGGGUGAGGCUGACGACCUCGUGUCCGGGGAAUUUGCCCCGUCCUCACCGGUCAGCUCCCCGCCGAUCUCUGAACCAGGUCGCAGCAGCUGUGGGAAUGCCCUCUUCAGACGCAUGAGGCUCAACCGCAGCAUUCAGGAGCGCAGACGCUCUCUCCACCGGGGUUUCAGUUUCGAUGGGGAGAAUGGGCCAUCUCCUGGCCGCAGUCCCAUGGAUUCGCAGGCGAGUCCAGGCCUGGUGCUCCAUCCGUCCUUCCCGCAGAGCCAGCGGCGGGAGUCCUUCCUGUACCGCUCCGACUCGGACUAUGACAUGUCGCCCAAGACCAUGUCCCGCAACUCCUCCAUCAACAGCGAGUGCCAUGCUGAGGACCUCAUAGUUACUCCUUUUGCUCAGGUGUUGGCCAGCCUCCGAACUGUAAGAAGCAACUUCACCAUUCUCGCCAAUGUCACCACCUCACCUACUACUAACAAUGUGUCAUCUGUGCUGUGUGAUGGUCGCCUCAUGUCUCCCCCCUGGAGUAGCCGACUCUGCUACGGAUCCGGUCUUGAUCUGGUGCCAAUGUCAGGAUCUGUGCCAGACUGUUCCACUUCAGCGUCAGAUCCGUGCCAGUCCUGCGCCAGAUUCGCGCCGGCUCUGUCUCAGGGUCAGCUUCUCUCUGGGAGGGAUUGCAUGGCUGCCCAUCCUCCCCAGAUUCCUCUCUACAAUAACCGCUGCCUGUACAUGUCUGACCAAGCCCUCAUUCUGAGGAAGAGGCCUCCAUGCGUCGGCGUGUGUUAUGCUGACCCGUCAAGCGUGGAGCCUGUCAGAAACCCGUCCGGCUGUGACACCUCUCCUGGGAGGUCACCAGUGACAAGCCAACCCACUGUUCCCAAGGCAACGCUCUCUGAUGAGACGUACCAGCAGAUGGCCCGAGAGACCCUGGAGGAGCUGGACUGGUGUCUGGACCAGCUGGAGACCAUUCAGACGCACCGCUCCGUCAGCGAGAUGGCCUCCAACAAGUUUAAGAGGAUGUUAAAUAGGGAGCUCUCCCACCUGUCGGAGAUGAGUCGCUCUGGGAACCAGGUGUCUGAGUACAUCUCCACCACUUUCCUGGACAAACAGAAUGAUGUGGAGAUCCCAUCGCCCACCUUGUCGGAGCGGGAGAAGCCCAUGUGCCGCAUCAGUGGUGUGAAGAAGCUCACACACAGCACCAGCCUGACCAGCUCCAGCCUGACCGACGCCACCAUGCCCCGCUUCGGAGUCAAGACUGAGCACGAGGAGUCACUGGCCAGGGAGCUGGAUGACUUGAACAAGUGGGGCCUUAAUAUCUUCCAUGUGGCGGAGUACUCCAACAACAGACCACUCAGUUGCAUCCUGUACGCCAUUUUCCAGGAGCGGGAUUUGUUCAAGACGUUUCGGAUCCCCAUGGACACGUUUGUGACCUACGUGAUGACCCUGGAGGACCACUACCAUGCCAACGUGGCCUACCACAACAGCCUGCAUGCCGCCGAUGUCACGCAGUCCACACAUGUGCUGCUCUCCACCCCUGCCCUGGACGCUGUGUUCACUGACCUUGAAAUUCUGGCAGCGUUGUUCGCUGCUGCCAUUCAUGAUGUGGACCAUCCUGGAGUCUCCAACCAGUUCCUCAUUAAUACUAACUCAGAGCUGGCGCUGAUGUACAACGAUGAGUCAGUCCUGGAGAACCAUCACCUGGCCGUGGGCUUCAAGCUCCUACACGAGGAGAACUGCGACAUCUUCCAGAGUCUGAGCAAGAGGCAACGGCAGAGCCUCCGCAAGCUCGUCAUUGACAUGGUGUUGGCGACGGACAUGUCCAAACACAUGAGCUUGUUGGCCGACUUGAAGACGAUGGUGGAGACAAAGAAAGUGACAAGCUCUGGAGUGCUGCUGCUGGACCACUACACUGAUCGCAUCCAGGUGUUGAGGAACAUGGUGCACUGCGCUGACCUGAGUAACCCCACCAAGCCUCUGGCUGUGUACCGCCAGUGGACAGAGCGCAUCAUGGAGGAGUUCUUCAGGCAGGGGGACAAGGAGCGAGAGAGGGGCAUGGAGAUCAGCCCAAUGUGUGACAAACACACCGCCUCAGUGGAGAAGAGUCAGGUGGGCUUCAUCGACUACAUCGUCCACCCCCUGUGGGAGACGUGGGGUGACCUGGUGCACCCAGAUGCCCAGGACAUGCUGGACACACUGGAGGACAACAGGGACUGGUACCAGAGCACCAUCCCCCAGAGCCCGUCACCGCCGGCCGACCACCCGCACAACCAGCUGGACGCCUGCGUGGACAAGUUCCAGUUCGAGCUGACGCUGGAGGACUCCAGCGAGGGCGGCGGUGGAGGUGGGAUGGAGGCAGGUGAGCAGGAGGCGGAGCAGGGAGACGAGCCCAGCCAGAACCACGUGGACCGCAGAGAGGCCUGCUGCUACAGGGAGGAAGAAGAGGAGGAGGAGGAGGAGGAAGGAGAGGAGAAAGGAGGGAGAAAGGGUGUGGAGGAGGAGGAGAAGAUGGAGGAGGGUGAGGAAGAGGAGGAGGAAGAGGAGGGUGCACGGGGGGAGCGUGUCGGUCAACCUGGCCGGCGACGGCUGCAGGUCCAGUCGGUGGUGGUGGAGGAGGAUGAGGGCAGCCCCGUGGAGCCGCCCGAGGAUGACGAGGCGGCAGAGGAGUCGUCCUCGCCCGCCGACGACACAUGAGUUCCGCCCAGUCCCCAGCGCGCCGCCGCCGGGGAUUGUGGGAUAUCGGACAUCCUAUGGGAAUAUUCUUGUUCAGUACCCCUCCCCUAACCCCCCCCCCCCCCCCCAUUUCUGAGGCACCUGCUGGCAAUGUGUGGCCGAGCCAGAGACAAGUAGGACUUACGUAACAACUCAAUAAGACAUUCAAUGUUAUUUUUUGAAAAAGGGAACACAAACAAUACAGAUUGAUGCGUAAAUAACACAGCCACUGUAGAACUGAAGGGGAAAACUGGGAGUGUUGUCAAACAUGGGUUUGAGAUUUAGAGUGGAGAGAGAGGAACUUAGGGAGCCAUUUGUUGUAGGGCUAUUGGAGAUAGUGUAGCACCCUGGAUCCAUCACACACACACACACACACACACACACACACACACAGCCAGACACCUAGUAAGAUAAAUAUCAAAUAUCACAACAUGCAUAAGAAUAUAUGCACGCAUAUAUGUAUGUGUGUGUGAUGAGCUGUAAUGGGGAUUUAGACUGAAGGUGUAUCUUUUUGGAAUAAGCCAUCUCUAUAUGGAAUAACUAAAUGGUGAGUAUCAAGUCUGUGUUUGUCAACAUUUUACAGUAGAACUCUGUCCUCCUCAGAACUACCUAUGAUAAACGACCCUGAGGGACUUAUUUUUCCAUUUCUGUCGGAAAGAAUCCGUCAGGACGCUGGUUCCUGUGAGCGAGCUAGCAGGUCGCGCAAGGCGACGAGGACAGGAUGUUGUUGUUGUUGUUGUCGUUGUCGUCAGGGGGGAUCUCGGUCUCAGAGACUGGACUGCCAUUCCCUUCCUGUCUACCCUUUACCAGGAGUGCUACCGGAGCAAGAUGGCUGCGUGCCUUUCUGAACCAGCAGCUCCCCAAACUGGAGCUGUCACGAAGCAAUGCAUCGUGGGACAGGAGUGUCAGCUUUUGUCUUCAUUUUUUGAUUGUCACUUGCUUUAAAGGAAGAAAAUAAUAAUAAUACAAUAUUAACUGAUCUCAGAUUUUUGUUUGUCAAACAUUGACAUUGGCAUUUUUUGAAUGUUGUAAGUCUUCCUUUUACUGCUUUUGUGUUCCUCAUCACCAUCAUUAGCAUCAAGGAGAAUUUAAUUUUGUUGUGUGUGUGUGUGUGUGUCAUAUAAAAAAUGAUAGUCACUUUCUGAGGAUAAGCCAUGUGAUGCUUUUUAACAUAUGUUUCGCCUAAAUUCUACUUACAAUAUUGUAGUCCUGCCAAAUAAUGCGGAAGCAACAGAGUAAUGUCAAGAGCAGCACAGUUUCACACCCCGCCUCUCACCCGCAAACCACCCAUCACAUACUGUAUGUAACGCUCGGUCUUGCCCAAACGUUCUCAGUCAUGUCUUGCCAAACGGACUGGUUGGAAGCCAGAUCAAGCAGAGGAGCUUUCCAUAUGGUCAGCGAAAGACAACAAAA